Molecule: messenger RNA, 3056 nt
Organism: Exophiala dermatitidis NIH/UT8656
Lineage: Eukaryota; Fungi; Ascomycota; Eurotiomycetes; Chaetothyriales; Herpotrichiellaceae
Exons: 5
Coding region: 1419-2648 (409 amino acids)
Source: RefSeq, a predicted model, not a curated record
AUAGUGCAAUCUCUUCGCCUUUAUCCAGUGUGCAUAUCUUGCAGCACAACGCUGGCGGGUAUAGUGCGGGCUUUUCUUCCUACCCGCUUCUUAAGCACAGAAAGGUGCGAUGCGAUUCUGAUCUAAACUCUUGUGCCUGCCAGGCUCCUCGAUCACUGUCGCUGUGCUUCCUCUUGACCACAUCCCUUGAUGAUGAUAGAGAACCCCGGCUGUUCAUAUGCUGCUUCAGCUGCGCCGUCUCGCUUGGCUGUCGAUGCUGUCAUUCCACCCUGGAAACUCCACACAGCAGAUGACGUUGACGAUCCAAGCUCCAUCACGGUUGAUGAAGCCGAGGAGCAACUCCGAAAAACAACCUGCGAUCUGGUGAAGGCCGAUGCUUGUUCUCCUUAGAUCUCGUCGACCAUUGUAAUUCCUAAACCAUUAUUUUCAUUUUGGCUGGGUUGUGGCACGAGAUAUGUCGUGUUCCCCGAUCGCUGUAGGCCCUACUGCCUGCGACGGCUUGGGGCUUCGGACCGUUGACUGCUGCGGCUCAUCAGUGUUUACGGCUUGUUAAAAAGAGGACGAAUAGGCUGUCCGGAGUGCUUGCAAUGCCGCUUGCAAUGCCAAAAUGGCACUGCUGGACGGAGUACGACAAACUCUUUGGUUGCUCUGGACACCAUAUGCAGGAACAUGAAAUGAUAAAUGGUUGUGAUGUGGUGGGAUCGGCCAGCUGCAGGAUCAUGCAGGUACAGGUAGGAAGGUAUUGAAGGCGUAUGUAAACAAGCAAGUUCUGCAUUUGCCUGCAACGAUCUGUUUCACUGGUGUCUGUCACGUUCUUCAACUGAUGGCGGCCCCUCUACACUGAUCUAUUCACUUCUGUUCAACUUGCAUGCUCGGCUGUUCAAGUUUCUUUGGGCUCGGAGAAGACAAGAGGAAGCUGCGCAGAUGGCAACUCCUCGUUCUUGCACCAACCUCAAGCAGGUGCUGCCGUCAUCCAGCAUCACCGGCUCCGGCGACACUGCUAUCUUUUCAUCUUUGGCCUCCCUCUGCCAUUCUGUCGUUCGCACUGCACUCCAGGGGUUCCAGGGCUACUCUAUCGUUUGUGCGGUGCUCGUCUCCAUUGCUGUAAAGACAUGGGGAUGCCAGUUUUCAUUUUUCUCCGCCUCUAGCAUUCAUACCAUAUGUUCGUCCGUCAGCAUGGCUGCCCUGUUUCCGGACGGAGUCUUCUUUGUGGAGUGGCCAACAUGGGCUCGACUGGCUAUUAUUUUAGGUGGUUUGCUUGUACGUCCGUCCGGGAACAUGUCAAAAAACAUGCCUGACCCUCCCAGACACUAGUCUUAAUCACUGGAUUUUGCGUCAAACUAUGGAAUUUGAGGAAGAACUCCCGGCUAGAAAGACUGGCCGCUGAAGAACAAGCUGAAAGAGGACAAGCCACAUUGAUGUGCCGCUCAAGCGAUGAGAUUCCCUUUGGCAUCCGCGCUUUGCUGGACGAUUCAGAAGUCGAAGGAGUUUGGAAUUCUCGUAAUACCACUCCUCUACAAUGCGAUACGCCCGCGCAUGACCGACCAGUUGCUCUGCUGCAACCAGCAGCUAGCCCUCAAAGAGAGACCUCUACUUCUUCCACCUACCUGUACGACCCCGCGGACAUAGGGCUAUCAGCCCCUAAUGACCGGAACCCUCUCGAGGGAUCCGCAGCUGGCGUCGAUCCACCUCCCGAAACCUCAUCCUUAAGGAAGAAAAAGACUCUUGUCAUCAGCUACAAUGGACCAUACAUGCGGUCAGAGUCUACAAGCGUUGUACCAGGUUACACAGCCGCCGGCUACACCGCUACACAGGCAUCACAGGAUAAAUUCCGCCGCUCGUCAUCAAAACUUCACUUACGCUCGAUCACCAAUCGGCCGGUCUCCGGAGGACGUAAAUUCGUGAUAGGCGGCCGACACAGGAGCUCACCAGGGUAUAAAAGAGCAGAAACACAGUCCGAAGCCAAUCCACUGGAGCGCAUGGAAGCACACCGAAAGUUUCACGCUGCUGAGAGCGGACAACUCUUGCCCAGAGAUCGGAGACAUACGGAUCUGGUCCUCACAACACCCCUUGCACCAUCUCUCUCGGACAGUGACGACGAUGGUUCUAUCUCUUCUCGUGCCUUAUCCUGGCCCUCACGAAUCGGAGACAUGAACCUGCGCGUGCAGCUAUCCCGAAAGGCACAGAAGGUGGAAGGUCCGCGACCUGUCCCUUUUCGUGCCUUUGUGGAAUCAUUGCCCCCCACCAAAGCUCCUCCAUCAGCCUGGACAGAUAAAACCCAAGCGAGACUUGACGCGGCAAUCCCAUCGUCGUCUACAGGGAGUGAUACCAACUCCAAAGCAUCUAUGCACACCCCCAAGUCUUCCAUUAGCUCCAGCGUCACCACUGCACCAACGUCAAUUGCCGAUUCCGUUUCGAUUGCCAGCAUCCGAACUAGCAAGGUCAAUGACGGGUUUGAAGUGUUGCCUGCCGGGACACUGGCUCGCGGACCUAGUGUGAAAGAGUUUGGGUUAUGGCCCGAGAAUGUCAGGGCGCCUACCAAGCCUAAGAAGCUACAAAAGCGUUCUCGCUCGAAUUCUGGGAGCCGUCGGAGUUCAACCGAAAGCCGGAGAUUCAGCGAUGAGAGCUUUCGACUGCCCAUAAUCUGAGCCUUUGCCGGUUGUUUUGACUUUUGGUUGCUGGGCUACAUGAGAUGCUAUUGGAAUACGCUUUGUCAGGCUUUGGAUCCGCCCUGGGAUGAUGACUGCAAGAGCAUGUUGCGCUUUCAGGACGAUAGGGCAGCUGCUGCGAGCCCUUAACGCGACUUUGAUACCCGGUCUUGUCCAUGACCAGCUUUCUAUUGGGAUAACGACUUUCACUUUUGGAGUUCAGGAUGUUUAACAGGCGAGAACAGAGGGAAUGGGUUGUUAGUCAGGGAGUAGUAGCAGGAUUGAGCUCAGCCAGAGGCUCCAUGACAAGUAUUGAUUUAAAGUCUGCCUUUGUAUAUGUUCAGCUUUUGCCCCAUUGUUUCUGCAGCAUUUCAUAACGUCUCAUGUCGUCAAUGCCAACACUUCUCC